AUGCAGCUUUCUCUGCACAGAGAUGCAUCGCUUUUGAUAUGUCCUCACAGCUGCUCGUGCACGGGCAUGUCUCGAUGCCACUGGGGACAGUCAAGCGUGCGAAAAAGGGCAGCGCGAAGGCGAAGCGGCGAAGCCAUGCGAAGCCGCGAAGUUCGCUCACUUCAAGAUCUCGGUGCGCUUCUGCAUCGCGGCCUUGCUGGGAUGUCACGGCCAGGAACCGCUGCAGAAUGCUGGCAGGCUGGCUUUACCUAUGAGCGCUGCUGCUUGCGAAGAUAUGGUCCAGAUGCGACGUGUUUCCCACCUGGUGAUCGCUUCGAUGAGACCCGCUGCUGCUCCGGCUUGCUGCAGGGACUCCUCGCCCAACACAGAGGAGAUAGCAGCCCGUCCAGUGCUGAAGCCUCGUGGCUCGGCGUGCGAAGAUGCGCGGAGAGGAGCAAGGAAGAAGCCGCGAGGGAGCCUGCCACGCUCCAGGGAAAUGAGUUUCUGAAGACCCUUACCUGCAUCGCUUCGCUUCCCUCUGUGGACAUUGUGAUGGAUACCUUUCUGGGAGGAGGCUUCAGCUGCAAAGCGAUAGCCAUGGGGCUUGCGACGUCCAAACCUCGCAGAAGGCCCCCUAUGGUGCUGGCUUUUGAGAUGCACGAGGACCGGAUAGUUGAGGCACUCAAGCUGCUCAAUGAGGCGCCAGUUCCGCUGAAAUCGCCAAUGGUGGCGGACAUUGUCAAGGACGAGGGUGAGAACAUUCCACUAUCAAAUGACUACAAGGAGAAACUAUACCGGUACCAGGACGGCCUAUGGGAGGCCUUGCAACCUGCUCCAGUGCUGGACAAGGAGCCUCUGCAGAUGGUCUUCGCACACGGUACCCCUUUGGCGCGCAGAUCUCUCACGACGUAUACCUGGAACGCGCUGGACAUCGCUUGCCAGCACUCGGCUCCGGUAGAUUUGGUCGUCAUCGACCAGGAUUUCGCUGACGUGACGAAGGAGUGGUUCAUCAUUGAGACUGUUUGCCGUCCAAGGCUGGUGGCUUUGUUCAAUGUCAACAUCCAUGGUGGAGGCAGCUGGAUCAAGAAUCGGCUUGAAAUUUUGGAGAACUGGCAACUGGAAGCCAAGGGCGUGAUCAAGCUGGGCGAUUCUUUGUGGCUUUCCAUGACAGAAGUGCGGAGAUUGCGGGCUUGGACCAUAUUCUCCAACCUGGCAGUGUAUUCAUGA
Messenger RNA from Symbiodinium sp. CCMP2592, 1206 nucleotides. NCBI's taxonomy places the organism in Eukaryota, Dinophyceae, Suessiales, Symbiodiniaceae. The record is from the annotation of a GenBank genome assembly.